Molecule: messenger RNA, 786 nt
Organism: Teleopsis dalmanni
Lineage: Eukaryota; Metazoa; Arthropoda; Insecta; Diptera; Diopsidae
Product: ATP-dependent DNA helicase pif1-like
Exons: 3
Coding region: 1-786 (261 amino acids)
Biological process (GO): telomere maintenance; DNA repair
Molecular function (GO): DNA helicase activity
Source: RefSeq, a predicted model, not a curated record
AUGGCUAAAGUACUUCAAAAAUGUCACAUCAUUGUUUGGGAUGAAUGCACAAUGGCACAUAAGUAUUCAUUGGAAGCAUUAAAUCGAACACUUAAAGAUUUAAAUGCCAACGAUAGACUUUUUGGAGGCGCUUUAAUUUUAUUGGCAGGUGAUUUUAGACAAACAUUGCCAGUUAUUCCACGUUCAACCUAUGCUGAUGAAGUCAAUGCUUGCCUCAAAUCAUAUAUUUUGUGGCGAAAUGUCCAUAUAUUGCGACUUACCGAAAUCAUGCGUGUUGGACUACAGAGGGAUUUAGCUGCAGAACUAUUUGCCAAACAAUUGAUGGAUAUUGGUAAUGGAAACAACCAUCAGUGGCUUCAAAGUAGAGCGAUUCUGGCUGCCAAGAACUUAGAUGUCGAUGAAAUCAAUUCCAAAAUUCAAGCUAUGCUACCUGGUAAUUUAAUUUCGUUAAAAUCCAUCGACACAGUGGUAGAUGAAAACGAGAUUGUGAAUUAUCCCACUGAUUUCUUAAAUUCGCUUGAUUUGCCAGAACUACCACCACACAAUUUAGUUUUAAAAGUUGGUUCACCAAUCAUUUUAUUACACAAUCUAAACCCACCAAAAUUAUCAUUUGCGAUGACAAUUAAUAAAUCUCAAUGUCAAACAUUAAAAGUAUGUGGACUGAAUUUGGAAAAUACAUGUUUUUCGCAUGGGCAACUAUAUGUUGCAUGUUCCCGUAUUGGAAAACCUUCUGAUCUAUAUAUGUAUAUACGGUCAAAAUGGCUUAACAAAAAAUAUUGUUCAUGA